UGGGGUCCCACGGGCAUCCCGGAGCUGAAGGGGUUACAGUGUCGGGUGGGGGUGUCCCCUGGGGUGUCCCCACUGCAGAGCAGAGCGGGCAGGAUGGUCCUGGGGCACGCAGGGGAUGAGCCCCUCGGCUGGUACAUUGGGGACGCAGGCAGUGGGACGAUCUACAAGCGGGGACGGCUCCUGGGAGAGGGCACUUUCGGGCGCUGCUACGAGGUGACAGAGGUGAGCAGUGGCCGGCUCUACGCACUGAAGGUCAUCCCUCGAGCCCGGCUGGCUGCGCUGGGCGGCGGGGAGAGGGUGGAGCGGGAGCAGGAGCUGCACCGACACCUGAGCCACCGGCACAUCGUGCGCCUGCACAGGCACUUCAGCGACCGCGGCCGCCUCUACCUGCUGCUGGAGCUCUGCAGCCGCGGGUCCCUGGCUGACAUCCUGCGUGCCCGGGGCCGGCUGCAGGAGCCGGAGGUGCGGUUUUACCUGCGCCAGGUGAUCUCAGGGCUGCGCUACCUGCACGGACGGGGCCUCGUGCACCGGGACCUCAAGCUGAGCAACUUCUUGGUGACGGGGAGGAUGCAGGUGAAGAUCGGGGACCUGGGGCUGGCGCGGGGGGCGGCUCCGGCCGGGCGGCGCUGGGGGGCGCUCUGUGGGACCCCCAGUUACCUGGCCCCGGAGGUGCUGGACCGCAGGGGACACGGGGUGGCCUCGGACAUCUGGGCCCUGGGCUGUGCCCUGUACACGGCCCUGAGCGGCCGCCCCCCGUUCAAGGGGUGCCAGCGGUGGGAGCUGUACCAGCACAUCCGGGGGGCUCGGUACCCGCUGCCCCCCCAGCUCUCCCCCCAGGCCCGCGCCCUCCUCGCCCUCAUGCUGGACCCCGACCCCGCAGCACGGCCCAGCCUGCAGGACGUGCUGGACCACCCCUUCUUCACCCAGAGUCUGGAAGAAAACGCUGAAAGCUCAGUAAAACAUGACACUAAAAUCACCCACAGCCUCGGGGGGGGGGGGCUGGGACCACCCGCCUAA
Messenger RNA from Myiozetetes cayanensis, 1017 nucleotides. RefSeq names its product inactive serine/threonine-protein kinase PLK5-like. Gene Ontology annotation, molecular function: protein serine/threonine kinase activity; ATP binding. NCBI's taxonomy places the organism in Eukaryota, Metazoa, Chordata, Aves, Passeriformes, Tyrannidae. Gene Ontology annotation, cellular component: centrosome; nucleus; cytoplasm. The record is from RefSeq and is a predicted model, not a curated record. The transcript is spliced from 8 exons. Gene Ontology annotation, biological process: regulation of cytokinesis; mitotic cell cycle; protein phosphorylation. Bases 94 to 1017 code for a protein of 307 amino acids.